AUGCUCCCCGGUUUGGGGAGCCGUCUAUCAUAUUUCCUCUCCUUUCGAGAACAUGACGUUACGCUCGGCCAUAUUGAAUCUCGUAUCUCACGAGAGGGAUACAGUAGCUACGAUUUUUUCGUGACUUGUGACAACAGCCAAAAAAAGUUGAAAGAGGCCAUCAACGCCCUGAAAUCGAAAGCAAGUUCCAUACAGAUUCUCUCCAGACAACCAGAAGACGGUAAUAAAACGGAAAUUCCUUGGUUCCCGCGCAAAAUUGCAGAUCUUGACAAAUUCGCCAAUUCGAUUUUGACAUAUGGAGCAGAACUGGACGCAGAUCAUCCUGUAUCUUCAACUAGCCCACCUUUUUUUCUCUAUCUUCAAUUCUGUCUUUCUUUCAUUCAUUCUCUACCAACUGCCCUUGCUACCAUCAACAAACUAACUACGUCUUUCUCCCCCGUCCCCUAUACCCCAGGAGAAGGCGGCGGCUGGGGAAAACAAGCAUGA
Acanthosepion pharaonis is the source of this 486-nucleotide messenger RNA. NCBI's taxonomy places the organism in Eukaryota, Metazoa, Mollusca, Cephalopoda, Sepiida, Sepiidae. The record is from the annotation of a GenBank genome assembly.